AUGUUGUAUCGCUCCAUCAACUUUUGGCUGUUGGACUUGACUGCAAGUCUACUGGUCUUCAUAAGUGCAUGGUACGGCAAAAUGACACGAAGAAGAAUGCAACUAAGAGGGGAACGAGAGACAGUCUCCUCCGCGAGCAAAGUAAAGCCGGCACAAAGCGAUGAAGUCAUGACUUGGAACCUAGGAACUACGUUGUGGCGAUUGUUUUUGUACACUGGUUAUUUCGCGAUGAUGGCUUUGUCUGUUGUCAUAUUUCAGUCCCAUCCAUACUUUAUGAUCUUUGUUCAGCACAUCACGGUGAUCUUCUCCAUUUGCGUGGCUUUUCUCCAGUGGUUCCAACCGCUUUUAGCGUUGUGUCUUGGAGGCUUCUUCUCCGUAACCUGGAUUGCCAGCGCCUCUACCUCCUUUCGUUGGGUUAUGAAUGACAUGGUCAUUGCUUUGUUUUCGAUUCUAGUCAGUCAUGUACAUUUUCGAAACUUUCCUUCACUGCAAAUGUUUUUAUGGACUGCUGUUGUCUACGACAUUUGCCUCGUGAAAGUACUUUCAAGCGGUCUCCCUUCACUGUUUAGUAAAUUUANUUGCUUUGUUUUCGAUUCUAGUCAGUCAUGUACAUUUUCGAAACUUUCCUUCACUGCAAAUGUUUUUAUGGACUGCUGUUGUCUACGACAUUUGCCUCGUGAAAGUACUUUCAAGCGGUCUCCCUUCACUGUUUAGUAAAUUCAGCUGCAAAAGCGUGCUAUGUAAUGCGUUUGAAAUCAAUAACGAAUGGGAACUUCCUACUAUUUUCACUUUUAAGCUGGGCCCACGAGAGGGCCACGUAUUUCUUGGUGCUGGUGAUAUCGUUAUUGGCUGUAUGGUGGCCAAUUUUUCACAAAUGUUUUUCAAGUCUUCCAAAUACUUAUCAGGGACGGUAUGUAGUUACGCUUUGGCGAUCGCCUUAUUGAGCAGAAUCGAAGAAGAGCCAUAUCCUGCCUUAGUCACCAUUGUUCCACUAUGUACUUGCCAGUUGGUGCUGUCAGCCUUUUUGUCACGUAAAGCCAAAAAAUUGUUCUCAUUUACGUGCUUUGAUAGAGAUAGAACAGCAGGAGGGUUGGGCCGAGAUAUAGAAUUUGUGAUUUAA
Messenger RNA from Porites evermanni, 1120 nucleotides. The record is from the annotation of a GenBank genome assembly. NCBI's taxonomy places the organism in Eukaryota, Metazoa, Cnidaria, Anthozoa, Scleractinia, Poritidae.